Molecule: messenger RNA, 7978 nt
Organism: Podarcis lilfordi (Lilford's wall lizard)
Lineage: Eukaryota; Metazoa; Chordata; Lepidosauria; Squamata; Lacertidae
Source: the annotation of a GenBank genome assembly
GGCUCUGCCCGGAUCUCUUGUUACGGCCGCCAUUUUAAUACUCUGCUCGGCUUCGCUCGCUUGUCCCUUCUCUCGUCUUGUCUGUGUCUGUGUGUUGUGCGCGCUUCUUCUCGGCCCUUCUCGGCCAUGGAGGACAACACCGACUACGGCAGCAGCAACAACAACAACGCGGGCUCCGGCGCCGGCGGGGACGACUUCGCCGAGGGCUCCAAGAUCAACGCCAGCAAGAACCAGCAAGAUGACGGGUACGAAGGGCAGCCGAGCAGGUGGAGGAAACCAGCCUCGCGGCGUGGCGAGGGGAGGGGGAGGAAAAGAGCGAGGGCGCCAUUUUGUCCUGUAGGAAAAGUAAAUGGCGGGAAGGAGGGAGGGGGGGAACUGAGGCGGCUCGGCCACGUGACUAGGCCGUUCCCACGCGAGCGCCGCCUCCCCGGGCCCCUUUUGUGUGUCCUUCGCUCCGCCCCCCGCCCGCUCGCGCGUUCGGCCUCGGCUUCCAACUGGGCGGAGCCGGGAAGGUGCCCGUUAAGGCGCCGUGACGCAAGCGGCAGCCUAUGGGGGAGCGCGGUGGGCGGGAUCAAGGAAAGCUGGCGCCGCCGCCGCGUGCGCAGUGUGGGAACCGGGGAGGAGUAGUAAGGGGCGCCUGUUUCGCGUGCGGGGAGGUCCCAGGUUCGAUCCCCAGCGGGGCUAAGGAGAGACUUACCUGCUCUGCAGCCCUGGAGAGCCGCUGCCGGCCAGUGUAGGCUUCGUUGUGGGUGAGGCUCUCAAGGCAUCUUGCUGGGUUCUGGGCGCACUUUCUCUCUGCCAAGGCUGCGCUCGUCACAGGAUUGCUACUCUAGUACAUUUUGCUUCACUUAUUUAUAUUGCGUUUCUGUCCCACCCUCCCCCACCCCGUAAGGCGCUCGUGGUCCCCUUUGCCCUUCCAUUAAGUUUAAUCGCCACAACAACAACCCUGUGAGGUAGGUUAGGGUGAGAGAGCAAGUUGCCGAGGGGGGAUUGGAACCCUCCCAGGCCCCGGUCCUGUGUUUCUCAAACUUGGGUCUCUGGAUGUUGUUGAACUACAACUCCCAUUGUCCCUAGCUAGCAGGACCAAUGGUCAGGGAUGGUGGGUCUUCCAGCUGUUGUUGGACUAUAACUCCCAAGUUGCAGAAACAUUGCCCUACUCCCAACAAUCAUAACUGCUGCACUUUGCCUGGCAACAAAUAAUAAAUUAUUAUUAUUAUCAUGCAACUUCACUCUUGGAUGUAGUUGUCUUCUUUGGUGAUCACUCGUAACCGAGUAAGAUUGUUUUACAUGAAUAUGGUCUUAACGGUGUGUCUGUGACUGUUGAGGCCAAUUCUGGAUCCAUACAUCCUUCCACAGUGGAGUCAGAGGUUUCAGGUGGUAGUUGAUCACAGUAAGGAUUUGCCAAACUGCGCCUUUCUCUUAGCACAUUUCUCCUUUUCUGAGUUCUGCUUCUUCAAAGGCCAUGAUGCCUUUGGUAAAGGCUGUUCUCCAGUAGGAGCGCUCACAGGCCAGUGAUUCUCAGUUGCUGGUGUUUAUACUACAUUUUUAAAGAUUUGCCUUGAGAACGUCUUUAAACCUCUUUUGUUGUACCAACCUUCUGAUGAUGCUGGAUUGCAAUUCCCACUAUUCCUGGGUGUUGGCCAUGCAGGGCCACAUAGUUCUCUAAGGCCUUAUCCCAGUCACCUACAAUAUGAAAUCCCCAUUGACCUACCUUUCAGGGCUGUUAAGACUGAGAGCAUGGUUAGUUAUCUGCACUUUCAUGUUAUCCUGCAUUUCGAGUUUUCUUGAAAUGUAUCAUCGUUGCAAGACUAUUCAAAGCUGAUAGUUGUCCUUACUUAUUAUGCAAGUUUCCUGCUUCCAGGGAAGGGUGUCUAAUGUCAUUCUUUCUGUCCUGAUUCCAUUCUAAGCUCAAGAUAGGAUGAGCAGUUAAUCAAACAUGUACCUUUCAUUCCUGUUGCAAAGUCUUAAAUCAGGAUAGAUUGUGUUUGCCUGCAAAUAACAUCCAAUCCAUAUACUUUUACUUGGAAGUAAGUCCCAUUUAAACAAAAUAAGCUUCACACUAAGCAUGGCUAAUACUUUCUUUGCAUGAAUGAAAGUGUAAUAGAGUUUCUAUAGGCAUGUAUUUUAAAUCAUAUAUACAUUUACUGUUGUGUAGAGGCAUUAGAACUUACAAGAGUUGUCAUAAUCUCAGAAUAGACACAGAAUGUGUUCCGCUUCAUGAAAAUGUUAACCUAUACUUGGCUACUCUUGUAUUUGGGCUUUUUGAGAUUAAAAUGCUUUCUCCCCCAAAUAAUGGAAAAUAAAGAUAACAUUGUAGAUCAGCAUUGAGAACUUUAUGCCCAGCUAUUCCCAUGGUAGGGAUAAGAGAUAGGACUUUAAUAUAUAAAAAUGCAAGGACCUUUACAGUCACCUUUGCUUACAGUUUGAACCACAUAUGCAGGACAAAUCAGUAGAGCAGUGUUCUGAAGGAUCCCCUUUACCCCAAAAAUGAGGUUUUGGAUUUUUCUUACUAACUUGUGACUGUACAUCGUGUGACAUGUUUUAGUUUUUCUAAUUUAUGUGGAAUACAAUAGAGACAUGGUAAAUGAGUUGGGGCAAUCAAGCAUAGUUGUCUAUCUUGCUUAAUAAUUCUGUUCUGUAUUGGUUAGUGUAAUUGCCUUACUUUAAAUUUAUUAGCUACCUUGCACAUGGAAAGUCAAAACAUACAUUAAAUCUAUAAUGUUUUGGGAAGGUAUAAUUUAAUCAAAUCUCUGUCCUUUCAUUGCAGUAAAAUGUUCAUUGGAGGCCUAAGCUGGGAUACGAGCAAAAAAGAUUUGACAGAGUAUUUGUCUCGCUUUGGAGAAGUGGUGGACUGCACAAUUAAAACAGAUCCUGUCACAGGGAGGUCUAGAGGCUUUGGCUUUGUGCUUUUCAAAGAUGCUGCCAGUGUUGAGAAGGUAUGUAAGUCUUGGUGUUAAAUGGCCAUAAGUAGCAUCUCUGAAUACUUAUGAAAUAUUUUCAUUUUCUGAGUCUGAAUUUGAACUCGUGUAUUUUUAGGUUUUGGAACUGAAGGAACACAAAUUGGAUGGCAAGUUAAUAGAUCCCAAAAGGGCAAAAGCUUUAAAGGGGAAAGAGCCACCCAAAAAAGUUUUUGUUGGUGGACUGAGUCCAGAUACAUCUGAAGAGCAAAUAAAGGAAUAUUUUGGUGGCUUUGGAGAGGUAUAAUCUUUGUUGUUGUCUUUGUCUAGCAUUUUUUGUGCCUACAGUUGAGGGGUAUUUUGUGGCAUACUUACUGGUAAAACAUUGCUUGUUCUAAAUUGUACAAGAAGCCUGCAACUUGUGCACAUUUAACUUGUAUGCAUUCAGCUUUACAUGCUUGGCCAAAUUUAAAAAGGGUUGGGCACCCAGUAGAAAGAACGUGGCAAUCUCAUCCACCAUUGCACCCAGUGUGUUUUGACUGUAAUUUUGGCUUUAGGCAUGAUCCCCAAAAGUUGUGGGCUUACUGUAAUAUAGUAGUUUUGAAUGACACUGUCUGCAUUUGCAUACAACAGUAAGCUAGACCUUCUGAGUGAGCAUUGUUUCCUGGUCACUCCUUUAUUUUGAUUCUCUGGCACAAUCAGGAUUAAUGUAGGAGGGAGCUUUGACAUCUCAUUAUGUCCAAGUUAGGGAUCAGAGUUUGCUGCAAGAAGCUAUGAUCAGUAAAGCUGAUUCAAAAUAGGCCAGAAAGUCUGGCUUAUUAUGUGCAGAUGUGACAUUUGAGUAGCUUGAUAGCUUUACUCUUGGGGUCGUUGACUUUGAGAGCUUACAGUGGGAAUAAAUGGGAACAAUUUGAGAGUUGCGUUUACAAUGGAAGUAGGGGCAUGGGUUCGGAUUUUUACACUAUUCAAUUAAGACUUCUUGCAAGCUGCCUAAAAUAUUAAUUAUUGGUCGAUGCACUGUAAUGCACCUGGUGCUUAAGAGUAACAUAAGGAAAAGAUGAUCCUUGUCUCAAAGAAUUUGUAGUCUAAAUUGCAUCAAAGGUAAAAGUAAGAUGGGUGAAGGAAGGACUUAAGAGGGUAACAAAAAGAAUGAGGGAAGAGCAUUGGAUGAAUGUGAGUAAAUGUAGCUUGAGUUCGAUCAGAGUCCAGGGGAAGGAUUUGAGAGCAUGUAGAAGUUAGAGAUUUAGUUUUAGGCAUGAGGGUUUGCAAAAAAUGGGAUGAUAGAGGUUGGAAGCUGGAAGAGUGAAGGUAUAUACACAUUGCAAAAUAGGGCCAAGAGGAUGAAGGAAGGCUGUGUUGGCUGGGACUGAUGGGAGUUGUAGAGCACUAGUUUGGUGAAAGCUGACAUUGGGUUAGGUUUUACAGCUUUUAACUGUGAUUUUCAGAUAGAAAAUAUUGAGCUUCCCAUGGACACGAAGACAAAUGAAAGAAGGGGUUUCUGUUUCAUCACAUACUCAGAUGAAGAACCGGUAAAGAAAUUGUUGGAAAGCAGAUACCAUCAAAUUGGUUCUGGAAAGGUAUUGCUUUGUAUUUGUCACUUGCAUCUUCUCUUGCAUGCAAGAGCGAUGAUAGUUCAGAAUGUUAAGUCCUUCAUUUAUGUAGUAUUACAGUUCUGCACUUUUGUUUUCAUCUAGUGUGAGAUAAAAGUAGCACAGCCCAAAGAUGUAUAUAGGCAGCAACAGCAGCAACAGAAGGGAGGCAGAGGCGCUUCAUCUGGUGGGCGUGGUGGUUCCAGAGGACGUGGCAGGGGUGAGUGUGCCUUAAAUCUUAACUGCUGAAAUGUGUCUCCAGGAACCAUCUGAAUCAGGAGUUGCAAUCUGAGGGGGUGUUCUUGGAGUGAUACUACAUUGUAAGACUGAGGGGAGAGAUGGUUCUACCUUUUUUUAAUUUGGGAGCCUUUGUAGCUGAAUAUUAGAGUAAAAAUGUUUUAAAUACAGUGGCUUUUAAUUUUUCUCUAACAUAAAAGAAAAAGCAGUUGUAAAGAUUUCAUGUCAUAAUCACUUUAUUUUAGGUCAAGGUCAAAGCUGGAACCAAGGGUAUAACAACUAUUACGAUCAAGGAUAUGGAAGUUACAACAGUCCUUACAGUGAUCAGAGUUACAGCAGCUAUGGUGGAUAUGAUUAUUCUGGGUACAACUACCCAAGUUAUGGCUAUGGACAGGGAUACGCUGACUACAGUGGUAAGCCUCUUUUCUUUCAACAUUGCCUCUAGUUCAUACUACAGAUUUAGGGUAGUUUUAUCUUUCUCAUCCUGGCAUCUAUGGGGCAGGAAGAGGAGGGUAUUGCGUAUUUCUUUAUGGAUUUGUAGUUGUGGGAGUUUCUAAGAGUUGUGUGAGUCUGUAUUGAAACUGAUAGAGGUUUGUGUAAGUAUCUGUAACGAUUCCAAUAAUAGUUUGGUACAGCAUCUUUUGAGUAUCCUGUGGUUUUGAGAUGGACUUUUAAGCUGAAAUUUCUCUCCUGAACAGGACAGCAAAGCACUUAUGGAAAGGCAUCCCGAGGUGGCGGUAAUCACCAAAACAACUACCAGCCAUACUAAAGGAAAACCUGGAAAGAAACAGGUGUGUAUUGAGUGAAAGUGUCACCACCCAUACGUCUAAUCUAAUUUAAAGAUCAAUAGACAAACAAGUAUAAACCACUUUUCUUGGAUAGCCUUUUUCUAAAAAAACCUUUUUAAAAAACGUGUUUUGAAAUGUGUUUUUAAAACUCUUUACUUUUAAGUGUCUAUAGAUCUUUAACUCUGUAAAAGGUGGUUCAUCGUCCUUAGUACUUCAGAGAAACAUAAGAGUUUUUCUGCUUACAUUGUGUGCCAGGUGGUGUAGAGGAAUAAUUAAACUUAAUAGAAGUGUUAACCAACAGGUAAAGUACUGAAAUGGGUACAACUUAAGCAAAACAAGAUUGUUGUCUUCUAACUCUGACAUUAUACCUUGUUUGUACCCGCCAGCGGGAACUUCAUUGCAGGCCGUGUGUCACCCUGACCACGUCUAUCUCUGGGGGUCGCACGUUGCAGGCAGAGCGCAAGGCAUACACCAGAAAACGCUGUCCUGUGGUAUGGUCUCUUCCAACUUCAUGUACCAGCGUAAAGAUUAAAGUGGAAAACUUCAGACUUUGGCUUCUUUUUAAAAAUCUUCUUUGAAGAUUUAAGUGUCUUAACUUAAAAUGGUUUUUUACAGGAGUUAAAGUGCAUAAAUGCCUUUACAGCUUAAUCAUUUUUGGUCUUCUGUUUAGUGUUGUAUAUCAAUUGUGGAACCUCGUUUUAAGUGUUCGUUCUUUAAGAUUUAAUGCUUGCUUUUUUCUUUUAUAGCUAUUAGUGAAUUCUACAAACCUAAACGAACUUUUAAAUCUGGAAACAUUAAAGAUCAUAUGCAGAUGGCAGUUUCUAUUUAAUCACUUGGCUAACAAUAAUUUUCCUUGUAUUGCCACUUUCUCUUUCCCGCUAGCAGUUGAAGCCGUGAAAGGCUCUUCUACAGCUUGGUUUCUAGUAAACCAAGAACUUCCUUGCUGAGUUUCUGCAGUUCUUUGACAUAGCUCCAUCAUUUGAGCUGAACUGGGACGCCUGGGCAUGUAAAGUGCAAUUGGGUCAUCAGAAAUAUUUCAUGUUGACAGAGAUGCAUAUGAUCUUUAACAGUGAAGCGAGGAAUAAAUAGAGGACUUAAAGCAGUUCAUGAAAAUGGACCUUUUAAAAACGAUUGUAAACGUUGCACUAGUCUCAUAAUGUUUUUUCUCUUGGUUGUAGGUAGAUUCUACAGCAAAGCCAUCUUGCAGAACAUCAGGACUGACUGGAGGGUGGUCUUCGUGACAUGAGAUUAUUUUGUAAAAGACUUUUAGUGUAUGACACAACAGUGUCCAACUGUACAUAGCGGCCGAAUAGUUUUCUUUAUGGUUUUUACUUUUUGUCCUUUUGUCAUCUGUGUUAUGAUGCCAAUGUGGUUCUUGUGUUUAUACAAUUUUUAUUUGUAUUUCUUUGUUGAAUGACUCAAAUAAAAAUGCUUAUCUUCUGUGAGUGCUGUCUUCAGCAUUUUGAGAAUACCACGGCGGUUGUAUCAGGCUCAAGAAUACCAUUAGGUACUUGUGAGCAAUAUUGCAACAUGUUAAACCCACACAGUGUGUGCUAGAGAAAUGCAAGGGUAUGUGUGUCUCAACUGUAUUCCAUGCUGUACUGCAACAUGAUUCUAUCACCAACGUUUUCAUUUAAAAAAUGAAGAGACUUUAUUGAUUAUAGUAGCAAGUGUGAUCUUUUAUGUUGAUAUAUAGUCUAUGUAUGAUGCAGCUGCUUGGAGGAAAGUCAUCUCUUUUCUUUGAAAAACACUGAACAGAGACUGAAACAUAACCUAGGUUUACUGAAAAUGGUUGGCUGGUCGUUUGGGUGUUUAAAAAACAUUUGCAUUGUAAUUAAGUUGUGCAGCUAAGGUGUUUUUACUACUAAGGAAGACAAAAUGCUGUUUCAUUAAAAUACAACAAACUGAUCUAAUCAAAAGUUUUAAGUACUAGGAGGGGUGUUUGUCCAUUGCUCAUGCUUUGACACCGACUUGGCAGUUGCAGCCAAUGCAGUCUAGUCUGCUGCUGAAAAACACAAUGGGAUGAUGCAGUGUGUCUACUUAGCCUUAGUUAUGAUAAUGACAAUCACUGGCAUAAACACUAGGGCUUUCAAAUGGAAUCUAAGAACUUUGUCUGAUCUUUGAAAAACUAAAGGUAUGAAUAGUGUUUAGUCUCUCCAUCCCCCUGAGCUUUGUUUUCUUGUAAACGAGUAGGCUGUGUCUAAGCAGUCUUUAGAUUGCUACAGCCCAGUGACCUUAACAGUAAAAGGAAUCUAAGAAAUGGAAACGAGUGCUAGUCAGCAGGAAAAGCAAACCCUAUGAAAAUAAUCAGUGCCUGGGGAGUUUACUCCAUGAGUACUUGCCCUUUCAUUAUUGUUCCCUUAUCUAGUAUUAUAUGGUAUUUGUGGAUGUGGCUUUUUCAGUGCUGCGUUCUUUCUAUAUAAAAGAAUAUAUUAAAGAAUAAUAAAAACGAUAGUCUGGGUUUUAU